CCUUCGGCCUUUCUCGCAACUGCCAGUCGCAUCCACACAUCUACUGUACAACACACUCUAUCCUACCAUAGCUGCCUCCCCACUCCGGUCCUCCUUCCAAGUUCGUCAUCCGCUAGGGAGCUCAACAAGUUAUCCCCACCGCCCCGUCUCUGACGCAUUCUGGACAAUUCGUUCCCACCCCCAUCACCACGCGACAAGCUCGUCCUCAGGGCUUACAUAUACAGAAGACGCUGUCAAAACCCCCCCCGUUUCUCGGCUGUGGGCUAUGGCGGAAGAGCAGCAGCAGACCAGCCAGCUGACGGGCGGCGCACACCACCAUUUUGCCGUGACUACUUUCACGAAACCGACUUAUUGCGCUUGCUGUAGGAAGUUCCUUUGGGGAAUCAUAAGGCAGGGGUUGCAGUGUGAGAAAUGCGGUGCGGCAGUGCACGCAAAAUGCCAAUACAUAAUUGAGUCCCCCUGCUCAGCAGCCUUCAUCGACAGCCUCGUGGCAGUAUAUAGCGAGAACGCUGACAGCGAGCCGCAGCUCUCCGAAAAAUCCACCGGCAGCGACGAAGACGGGACCGUGGUGCUCUCGCGAAGGGUGCGGUCCAACUCCUCCUCGGCCAAAUCUGUCGCGUCGUCUACUACCGUGAUCCCCAGCUCGCCUUCCGCUACGACGCUGGCGUCGACGUCUGACACGGAAUCGCCUGGCAUUGUGGCGGAUUUGAUUGCGAGUACGGCGAUUAAUUCGGCUGCGAUGCGUCGAGCGUCGAGCGAUCAGCCGGCGCUGAAUCUCCUAACCACGACGCCUAAGAAUUUGACCCGGUUUGUGUUGCGCCUGGAUGCCGUGGUCCAGUUCCAGGAGGAGCUUACCGAGGUGCUGACGUGGCAAAAUCCGUCUAAAACGCUGGUCGUGAUGAGCAUCUACGUGUUCUUAUGCCUCUACCCAAUCCUCUUCCUCGUCUCCCCCCAACUCCUCAUCAUCUACCUCAUAAUGCGCAACUACUACGAAAAGGCCAAAACCCGCGCCACGGGCCAAACCACCACCCCCAAAGUGCAAUACCUCAAAAACCUCCAGUUCAUCCAAAACUCCAUGGGCAUCUACUGCGAUGCCUACGACGACAUUAAGAAGAACGGCGCCCUGCUCGACUGGUCGGACGCGGACCUCACCGCCCACUUACUCAAAAUGGUCCUGGUGUCCAUGUUUGGGGUCACCAUCUUUGUGCGCUUUGUGCCGUUCAACUAUGUCUUGCUCGUCGCCGGCGUGGGAGUCUUUUUGUACAACACGGCGGUGUUUCGCGCCGCGGCUAUGACGCUGCCGCCGGUCAUCUUGAAGAAGCUCAAGUUCCAGGUGGACACUUUCAAGGAGGCGGUUAAGGAGGCGAGGAAGACGGGGGAUGGGAGUAUUGUGGUUGUUAGUUUGUUUGAGAAUCAGCGGUGGUGGGCAGGCCUCGGCUGGAUCCCGCACCUCCUCCGCUCCGAACGCGGCGCCUGGUCCGACUCCACCGGCACCCUCUCCCGCCCCACAAAAGACCUUUUCACGCCCCCGCCCGACCCGCUCGGUGACUGGGAAUGGGCCGACGACGACUGGCUGCUCGAUGUCGGGUGGGCCGACGUCGACCCGAACACUGGCGGGUGGCAGUACUCGGACCAUGCGUGGGCGAACCCUAGGCGUGCGCCGUAUAUGUCGAGUUUGACGAGACGGAGGAUGUGGGUGAGGAAGAUGAGGCUGGUUACCGUGCCUGGGACCGGGGUGGCUGGGGCGUACCCUGUGCAGGCUGUUGCGCCGGCGGCUGAGGAGGGGGUGAAGGAGGCGAAGAUCGAGUGAAUGGAAAGUUUUACACACGGCGGCGUAGUGUUGUCCUUUGGUUAGCUGUGUGUUGUUUACGUUGUACGACUGAUUCGUGGUUUGCGUGGCCCCUGCCUGCUUCGCUGAUGGGCUGUAUGUAGUUGGUUAUAUCCCUGCGAGUAUCUCUGCAACCCCGUCCGUAGUUGUUUUUCUUCUUGUACAUACAUAUACCUCCUGAGACCGCCGUUUCUCGUAAGAAAAAGGACUGUUGCGUAUACUGACGUUGCACAUCCCGCGAACAUGUGUUUGAUG
Molecule: messenger RNA, 2083 nt
Organism: Fimicolochytrium jonesii
Lineage: Eukaryota; Fungi; Chytridiomycota; Chytridiomycetes; Spizellomycetales; Powellomycetaceae
Product: integral peroxisomal membrane peroxin-domain-containing protein
Exons: 4
Coding region: 266-1810 (514 amino acids)
Biological process (GO): peroxisome organization
Cellular component (GO): peroxisomal membrane
Source: RefSeq, a predicted model, not a curated record